Molecule: messenger RNA, 5034 nt
Organism: Dromiciops gliroides (monito del monte)
Lineage: Eukaryota; Metazoa; Chordata; Mammalia; Microbiotheria; Microbiotheriidae
Gene: SLC6A13
Product: solute carrier family 6 member 13
Biological process (GO): neurotransmitter transport; sodium ion transmembrane transport
Cellular component (GO): plasma membrane
Molecular function (GO): gamma-aminobutyric acid:sodium:chloride symporter activity
Source: RefSeq, a predicted model, not a curated record
GAUUCUUCUUCUCCCCCUUAGCUGGACCCCUGGCAGCUCCUUCCUUAAGGUGGGAUGGAUAGCAGGGUCCCUGGUGCAACCAGCAAUGGAAAGACAAUACCAACUUAUUCAGUUGUGGAAAAGGAGAAAGAGGAGGAGGAAGAGGAGGGCACACUCGAACGGGGUCACUGGAACAACAAGUUGGAAUAUGUGCUGUCUGUAGCCGGGGAAAUCAUUGGGCUGGGCAAUGUCUGGAGGUUCCCCUAUCUCUGCUACAAGAAUGGGGGAGGUGCCUUUUUCAUACCCUACCUCAUCUUCCUCUUCACCUGUGGCAUUCCUGUUUUCCUCCUGGAGACAGCAUUGGGUCAGUAUACCAGCCAGGGGGGUGUCACAGCCUGGAGAAAGAUCUGCCCCAUCUUUGAGGGCAUCGGUUAUGCCUCUCAGGUGAUUGUCAUCCUCCUCAACUUCUACUACAUCAUUGUUCUGGCCUGGGCUUUCUUCUACCUCUUCAGCUCCUUCACCAUUGACCUUCCCUGGGGCAGUUGUGACCAUGAGUGGAACACAGAACACUGUGUGGAGUUCCAGAGGACCAAUGGCUCCCUGAAUACAACAGCUGAGAAUGCCACCUCUCCUGUCAUUGAGUUUUGGGAGAGGCGGGUCCUGAAGAUCGCCGAAGGGAUCAGCACUGGGAGCCUGCGCUGGGAGUUGGCUCUGUGCCUCCUGCUCGCUUAUAUCUGCUACUUCUGCAUUUGGAAAGGAGUCAAGUCCACAGGCAAAGUAGUAUACUUCACGGCCACAUUUCCAUACCUCAUGUUGGUGGUCCUGUUAAUCCGAGGGGUGACUCUGCCUGGUGCUGCCCAGGGGAUCCAGUUCUACCUGUACCCAAAUCUCACCCGUCUCUGGGAUCCCCAGGUGUGGAUGGAUGCUGGCACCCAGAUUUUCUUCUCUUAUGCCAUCUGUCUGGGGUGCCUGACAGCCUUGGGCAGCUACAACAAAUACCACAACAACUGUUACAGGGACUGCAUCUCCCUCUGCUUCCUGAACAGUGGCACCAGCUUUGUGGCCGGUUUUGCUAUCUUCUCCAUUCUGGGCUUCAUGUCUCAGGAGCAGGGGGUGCCCAUCUCUGAGGUGGCCGAGUCAGGCCCUGGAUUGGCAUUCAUCGCGUACCCCAGGGCUGUGGUGAUGCUACCCUUCUCUCCUCUUUGGGCAUGUUGUUUCUUCCUCAUGGUUGUGCUACUUGGGCUGGAUAGCCAGUUUGUGUGUGUGGAGAGCCUGGUCACAGCCUUGGUGGACAUGUACCCCAACAAACUUCGAAAGAAGAAUCGACGGGAAACCCUUAUCCUAGUGAUUUCUGUCCUCUCCUACCUCAUCGGGCUGAUCAUGCUCACCGAGGGUGGAAUGUAUGUGUUUCAGCUGUUUGACUACUAUGCGGCCAGUGGCAUGUGUCUGUUAUUUGUAGCCAUCUUUGAGACACUCUGUGUGGCCUGGGUAUAUGGAGCUGAGAGAUUCUACGAUAACAUUGAAGACAUGAUUGGCUAUCGGCCAUGGCCUGUUAUUAAAUAUUGCUGGAUAUUCCUCACACCAGCUGUAUGCACAGCCACCUUCCUUUUCUCUCUGGCCAAGUACACCCCACUGACCUACAACAAGAAGUACACGUACCCGUGGUGGGGAGAUGCUUUGGGCUGGCUCCUGGCACUGUCCUCCAUGGUCUGCAUCCCUGCCUGGAGUGCUUACAAACUGACAACUCUCAAAGGCUCCCUGAGGGAGAGAGUCCGUCAGCUCAUAUGCCCAGAAGAGGACCUGCCCCAGCGGCUGAGUACGCACCCCCCCACCCCCUCCACUACUCGGGCAGCACUUCUUAGGCUCACAGAACUUGAGUCCCACUGCUAGAGACCAACUCAGACUGUCACCUGGAAUGCACUGCUGAUCUUCCAAAGUCCUGUCUAUUCAGCUCCCUGCCUUGUCCCAGAUAUGGCUGCAGAGGGGAGCAGGCCAAAUUGCUGUACCCUUUUUGGAGGAAGUAGAUUUCUAAUCAGACCCAAUCCCACCUCCCCCCCAGAAUCACAGAUGAAAAAACCUUGGGGAUGUCCUGCACUAUUCCUUCUGGGCGGGAGGCCUCUUACUCCCAAGCUCAUGCCUGGUGGGAGAGGAAAGAACUGAGUGCAAAUUAAGACUUCAACUACUUAAGGGAGGGGAACAUUUUUUUUGGGGGGGGGGGUAGGGUGGAGUGGACAGAGAGGUUUCUUUUUUUUUUCUUCCAUUUUUUAGAAGGUUCCUCUCCCUUCAUUCCAUUAAAUCCACAUUCUUUGCACUGGUCCUCCUGCAAAAGCUCAGCUUUGUCUCUAUUUCAUUGUCCCUCCAUCCUGUUUCCCUGAUUUCCUUGCUUCUUGAUGCUGUCUCUUUGUUCCCUCCUCCACACCCCCACUUCAUGGAACUUGUAGGAAUAGGAGGGAGCUAUGCAGGGUUUAUGAGGUCUCACAGUCCCCAUGACCUAUGCCAUGAAACAAGAGUUGAGUAGUUCUGUUAUCUCUCCUUUAUGCAUUAACAUUGUUGCAUCUAUCCCCAAAUUUCAGAGUCCUUCUCUUUGUUUGAUUCUCCUUUUUUUUUCUUAAGAACUAAAACAAUUCUGGGGACACAAAAAUGACCAGAUGGAAGAUAUGGACUGUAUCCUUGAGGAAUUUUUAAUCUAUUUGGGGAUAUAUAAUAGAUACUGUAGCAUGAAGUCAGCAUGGCAGAGGAGGCAAACACCCUGGAGACUCCUGACUCAGUCACUCCAACUUUUCCUUCUCUAACUCUUUUCAUCCACAUCUCCUGCAGUUUUCCUUCAUGGACCCUUUAUGAGAGAUAUACAGAGUUUAUGAGGUUUCACAGUUCUCAUGAUUGGAUUAGGUAGAUGGAAGGAAGGAUACAAGUUGGAGUAUUCCAUCACCUUAUUUUUGGACCAGAGCAAACUAUUUCCUUUCCUCUCUGCUCUUUCCUUAAGUCUCUUUAUUCCUUUGAAAUAAAAGGGGAGGUACUGGGAGAAGAAUUACUGGGGAAGUGAAGGAUUGAUCCUUAUACAGGGAAAGUAAAAAAGAAAGGCAGCUGGCUUUCUUUGGCAUCUCAUUACACUUGCCACCAACAUUCACCAAAUGCCUCCUAUGUCCUAUGUAGGCAGAAUCUCAGAAUCAGAUGAAACCUCAGCAAACAGCUGGUCCAGCUCUCUACAACAUUCCUAAUAAGUGGUUCUCCAACCUUCCCUUGAAGACUGCUACCAAGAGCAACCCCAUUCCCCACCCUUGAGACUUUGAUGUUCUUUUCUUCAACCAUUCUUUAAAGCAUAUUCUUUGCUUGAUAUCUCCUUCAUCAUUUUCACUCUUUACCUUUUGUUAUACUUAUCUAUGUAUAUGUAAUACCUAAUGCUCUAUUUGGUAGAAUAUAGACUCUGUGAGGGCAGCUUCUUUAGGUUGUUUUUUUUUUGCAAGGCAAAAGUGACUUGCCCAAGGUCACACAGAUAGUAAGUGUCAAGCGUCUGAGGUCGGAUUUGAACUCAGGUACUCCUGAAUUCAGGGCCGGUGCUUUAUCCACUGUGCCACCUAGCUGCCCUCGCUUUAGGUUUUUUUUUUUUUUUUGACCUGGGCCUUGGAUGGGGGUAGGAAUUAGAUUAAGAGAGUAUAGGAGGGACAUUUUAAGUAGAUGAAGAUAGUUGUGACCAGGUCAGAUUUUAGGACAAAGGAGUAACAGAUAUAGGUAUGAUAGUAAUGAAAGGUAGGGUUAGAGAGAUAAUUUCCUGUCUCACCCCCUCCCUCUUCUUCUUUCUUGUCACCCUCUGCCAUUCAGCUCAUCUUUGGUUAUGACUUGUUGCUGGUGGAUGAGUAGAAUUGAAAUCUACACACCUUUUGUUGAUCAAUGGUUUUAAAAUCCUCUAUUCAACUAAACAGUUAGCAGGAGCUGAUCUCAGGGAUUAAAAAUUAUUCUCUUCCCUAUUCCUCCUAAGCUUUUUAGGAGGGCUGUUGAGUAGAGACCUGAAAGGGGGGAGAAAGUACCACAGGAAAUAGGAAGAGGGCAAGAGAAUCUCAUAUUCUCCAUAAUCCACACACUGGAGCAUCUGUCCUCGGACCACUGAGAGUCAGCUGUAUCUGCAGGCAUUACCCUCUCCAAACCCUUUCCUAAUCUGUUUCCCUCAGACCUCACAGGAAGUGACAUUUUUACAGAGCAGGUUUACGACUGUCAUCCUCAGGUUCCCAAUCUUUCUUGCACCUUCUCCCUCCCUCCCCACUCCCAUUCCCAAGUGAUCUCUCUCUGCCUUAGGAAAGAAGGGCUGUGAGAAUGAUGCUACAGGUAGAAACAUGGCGGGGGGAAAACUCACCUAAAAACCAUCUUAACAUCUUGGGAGCCAAUAGCAGUAUCCAAUCUCGGCCAUCAGUGGUCUUUAUCUUCCCCAGGUCCACUUCCAUGUUUCAAUGACCAGUUGUCACCAUCAGAUAUAACCACAAGGGGGUGGCACUGCUGCAGCUAAAACCCUAUUUGAGUUCCAGCGCUAGGAGGGGAUGGUUAAACUUGGUACAUUGCUUAUGUGUCUAUGGAAAAGGUUUGAAUCCUUCUGGACAGAGCUGGAUUUAAGCCUUACUGCAAAGAUACAUGUGACAGGUCUUGUUCUUCUUUUGUUUUCUUGACCACAGUCCCAACCCUAGAGGAACCCUCUGAUGUUCAAUCCUUAUUCCUAAAACCCAUGGUACAGAAUUAGUGCUUCCUCAGGACCACUUCUUUCCAUAGGUAGAGAAUUAUAAAUAAUAGAGACAAAAGACACCUUAGUAAAAUCUGGUAAAAUCCUAUCAUUUAAAAAAAAGUGUUCCCUUGAUGCCUUCUGAUUUUUACACCAGUCAUUUCCCAAUACCUCUCCCCUCCAAAUCCCACUGAACCCUCUGUUGACAAAGAAAAAAAGUUAAGUAAAACUGACUGAUAGGUGCAUAUGCAACACUCUUUCCCUUUGGACCCCCCACCUUUCUACUGAGAGGAGGGAAGUGUGUGUAUUCUGUUUUCUAGGUUAUGUCAAUUAAUUUGAGUUAAACUGCA